GCUUUGAUUGGACCGGUCGCCGAGGAGGAUCGUUCCACCCUCGCCCGGCAGACCCAGGGGCCAAGCGAGAUGACGCAGGAGGUGAUCGCCAGGGCUUCGGUGGUGAUGGGCUCCUGGGCCAAGUGCGACACGGGCCAUGCGGAGGUGGCACUGAAAAG
This is a messenger RNA of Durusdinium trenchii, 158 nucleotides long. The record is from the annotation of a GenBank genome assembly. Lineage: Eukaryota; Dinophyceae; Suessiales; Symbiodiniaceae.